CAAGGCCACUUUUCUGCUUCCGCUUCCGGCGCUGCGGCGGUCCAGAUCGAAGAUGGCUGCGGCAGCUGCGUCCCGGGUUUCUGGGCUGCUGGGUCGGUCCCGGGCACAGCUGGGGCGGCCUAUGUCGAGUGGCGCCCACGGCGAGGAGGGCUCAGCUCGCAUGUGGAAGGCCCUCACCUACUUCGUCGCGCUCCCCGGGGUGGGGGUGAGCAUGCUGAAUGUCUUCCUGAAGUCGCACCAAGGGGAGCACGAGAGACCCGAGUUCGUCGCCUACCCCCAUCUCCGCAUCAGGUCCAAGCCCUUUCCUUGGGGAGAUGGUAACCAUACUCUAUUCCAUAACUCUCAUGUGAAUCCGCUUCCAACCGGCUAUGAAGAUGAAUAAAGGGAACCUGGACCACUGCCCAGUGGGGACCACAGCACUGGUUUGGACCAUUACUCUGCACAUGGACCAGAAAAGUGUACGGGACCUUAAGCUCACCUUCUUCACUUGUAUCAGAUGAUGACCAAUAUCCUGACCUUCCGUCCCUUUGCUUAUGGCAGGAGAUGGCUUAAAUAAAUAACUUAGAUUAGUCAUGA
This is a messenger RNA of Equus quagga, 576 nucleotides long. RefSeq names its product cytochrome c oxidase subunit 6A1, mitochondrial. Gene Ontology annotation, biological process: mitochondrial electron transport, cytochrome c to oxygen. Bases 53 to 382 code for a protein of 109 amino acids. NCBI's taxonomy places the organism in Eukaryota, Metazoa, Chordata, Mammalia, Perissodactyla, Equidae. The transcript is spliced from 3 exons. Gene Ontology annotation, molecular function: enzyme regulator activity. Gene Ontology annotation, cellular component: mitochondrial inner membrane. The record is from RefSeq and is a predicted model, not a curated record.